Molecule: messenger RNA, 198 nt
Organism: Penicillium manginii
Lineage: Eukaryota; Fungi; Ascomycota; Eurotiomycetes; Eurotiales; Aspergillaceae
Exons: 2
Coding region: 1-198 (65 amino acids)
Source: RefSeq, a predicted model, not a curated record
AUGCAAUUUUUUCGGCUCCUCUCCGCUGCCUUUGCCAGCGCUGUAGUCGCUCAAUCUCCUAUUGCUAUUAUUUACCUUGACCCUGGAUUUGCAGGGCCGUCGCAGCAAAUCAAUUCCAUAGGAGAGUGUGACGCUAUCGAUCCCAAUACUAUGCCUCCCGAGGUCGGAUCUAUCCAAGUCGCGUCGGGUAUCGAAUGA